AAGCACUGUUCUUUAGUAUUAUAAUCACUAUCUUUCAUUAAAUAUUAAAUUUUUCUGUAAGAGACAGAUGCUUAUGGAUAACAUAUGUAUAAUAAAAUUAGAUAUCAUAAAACUUCGGUACAAAUACAAAUGCAUUUGCAGAAACUGCCAUGGGUACUUCAUUAGAAAAUCAUGGUGAACUCCAGGAACAAUAUCGGAAAGCGGUUAUACGCAUGGGUGAAAUCUAUAGUUAUAAAUUAACGUGGCAAUGGCUGUACCCCACAAAUUGGAUAUUUUCGUUAACGUCAACAGGCAAAGAGGAAGCCAAGGUUCUGAAAAUAUUACACGGAUUUACUAAAAAGAUUAUUGCUGAGAGAAAACUUUAUCAUGAACGCACGAAUGGUCAAUACUUGAAAAACCUUGAUGAAUCAGCAAAAGCAGAUGACGCAGAAGCAACUGGAAGUACGUAA
Wasmannia auropunctata (little fire ant) is the source of this 449-nucleotide messenger RNA. RefSeq names its product cytochrome P450 4C1-like. NCBI's taxonomy places the organism in Eukaryota, Metazoa, Arthropoda, Insecta, Hymenoptera, Formicidae. The coding region runs from base 150 to 449 and encodes 99 amino acids. The transcript is spliced from 3 exons. The record is from RefSeq and is a predicted model, not a curated record.